CGGGGCCUGGAGCCCCUCUGGCCUGUGUCUGUGCAGCUGCCUGUGACAGCCCCGAGUGCGGUCUGCGCUCUCCGCGCCGCCCCCGACCCCUCAAGCCCGAGCACCCCGGGAUACCGCACCCUCCGCAGGUUACCUGUGCGUCCGACCUGCCGGGAGGUGCUGGGUGCACCCGGAGGAGUCAACCACUUCUCACUUUCUCGGCCUGGUGCUCUCUUAGGCACUUGGAGGCCUGUCUGUCGUGGUCCCUGUCAGGGUCUGUGGCCCCAGCCGUAUUUGAACCACUUCGGCCCUGGGCAGGUGCCACUUCCAGGCUCUGGCUGAGAAGUUAGACUUAGGACUGUUGCUUUCUCUCUGCCCACACUCUGCAGGUGACACCCAGGCCAGCUACUCAGGAGCCACCAGGAAUGCUAGUGGAGCCCCUCGUCCCUCCUCUCAGCUUCUCUACCCAGCUGCCCCAUGGGCCUUGAUCCAGAAAGCUCCUUGCGAAAGCCGUCCCCCUUUCGCACUCUGUCCAUAUACCAUAUCGUAGUAGACAGUCAUUUCAAGGGCACAGCAGGGGCCACUACCACGUGAGGGACUCUUGGGCAUUGCCGAGUGUACAAAUGAGGACAGAGCAGUGAUCGAAGGAUCGCAUAGGAGAGCGACAUGAUCAGGUUCCUUGGGGGAGACGCCCUGAGGUGUCUGGGCCCAGGUGGGGUAAUGCCGUGUGAGCUGUAGAUGGUGUGAGGCCGCCCCAGAGCCAGGAAAUGGCUACAGCCUUGGAACCAGAGGACCAGGAUCUUUGGGAAGAAGAGGGGAUUCUCAUGGUGAAGCUGGAGGACGAUUUCCCCUGCAGGCCAGAGUCUGUCUCACAGGGGGACGACCCCGUGCUGGAGACCUCGCACCAGAACUUCCGGCGCUUCCGCUACCAGGAAGCAGCGAGUCCACGAGAAGCUCUCAUCCGACUGCGGGAGCUCUGUCACCAGUGGCUGAGGCCGGAGAGGCGGACGAAGGAGCAGAUCCUGGAGCUGCUCGUGCUGGAGCAGUUCCUCACCGUCCUGCCGGGGGAGCUGCAGAGCUGGGUGCGGGGCCAGCGGCCCGAGAGCGGCGAAGAGGCCGUGACGCUGGUGGAGGGUUUGCAGAGACAACCCAGGAGACCAAGGCGGUGGGUGACUGUCCAUGUUCACGGCCAGGAAGUCCUGUCAGAGGAUACAGUGCCCCCUGGAGCCGAGGCCGGGUCGCCUGGUGAGCCACAGGAUCCUGCACAGACUUCGAGCCCUGAGCAGUCCCAGGAGGAAACCACGCAGAGCCCAGACUCAGAGGCGCCAGAAGAGCAGAGCCCCUGCCACGAGGAGGAAGCCCAGCCUCUGCAGGAGAGCGGGGUUCCAGCGUCCCAGGACCCGGCCCUGCCCGCAGAGGAGCGUUCUGGAGACCCCGAGAUGGUCGCCCUUCUUACCGCCCUAUCACAGGGCCUGGUGACUUUCAAGGAUGUGGCUGUGUGCUUCUCCCAGGACCAGUGGAGUGAUCUGGACCCAACACAGAAAGAGUUCUAUGGAGAAUACGUGCUGGAAGAAGACUGUGGGAUCGUGGUCUCUCUGUCAUUUCCAAUCCCCAGACUAGAUGAGAUCUCCCGGGUUAGAGAGGAAGAGCCUUGGGUCCCAGAUAUCCAAGAGCUUCAAGAGCCUCAAGAACCAGAAAUCCUGAGUUUCACCUACACAGGAGAAGGGAGUGACGAUGAGGAAGAGUAUCUUGAGCAAGAAGAUGGUUUAGAGGACAUGCACAGGUCUACUGUGGGAGAUCCAGAAAUUCGCCAGACUCCAGACUGGGAAGUAGUCUUUGAGGAUAAUCCAGCCAGAUUUAGUGAAAGGAGAUUUGGUACCAAUAUUUCUCAAGUGAAUAGUUUAAUGAAUCUUCGGGAAACCAUGCCUAUCUUCCCCCUGUUAGCAAGACACCAUGACUGUCUCGUAUGUGGAAAAAGCUUCACUUGUAACUCCCACCUUGUUAGGCACAUGAGAACUCACACAGGAGAGAAGCCUUACAAAUGUAUGGAAUGUGGAAAAAGUUACACACGGAGCUCACAUCUUGCCAGACACCAAAAGGUUCACAAGGUGAGCACUCCUUACAAAUACCCCUUAAACCGCAAGACUUUGGACGAGACCCCGCCUCGGAUUCAGGCAGAGAGAACUCCCCGAGUGGAGAAACCCUUUAGAUGCGAGGACUGUGGAAAGCAUUUCCGCUGGACUUCAGACCUUGUCCGGCACCAGAGGACUCACACAGGGGAAAAGCCCUUCCCGUGUAAUAUCUGUGGCAAAAGCUUCAGCCAGAAAUCUGUGCUGACCACGCACCAAAGAAUCCACCUUGGAGGCAAACCCUACCUGUGUGGGCAGUGUGGGGAGGACUUCAGCGACCACAGGCGGUACCUGGCACAUCGGAAGACGCACGCUGCGCAGCAGCUAUACCUCUGCAGCGAGUGUGGACGGUGCUUCAACCACAGUGCGGCGUUUGCCAAGCACCUGAGGGGGCACGCCUCGGUGAGACCCUGCCGGUGCAACGAGUGUGGGAAGAGCUUCAGUCGGAGGGACCACCUCGUCAGGCACCAGAGAACACACACCGGUGAGAAGCCGUUCACGUGCCCCACGUGUGGGAAAAGCUUCAGCAGAGGCUAUCACUUAAUCAGGCAUCAGAGGACCCACUCAGAAAAGCCCUCCUAGCGGGCCCCUGUGUGAGGGGAUCUGUGCUCAGCCCUCGCCCAGGGGUCGGGUAGGAGAUGCCUUCUUGCCAGCCGAGGAAGACUUCAUCCAGAGAGUCCCAGAUCUUAUUGCCUCUUCCCACGACCAAGUGGAGGCCCCAGGUGGAACCUCUCAACCUUCUACACCUUGAGAAGAUGUUUUGCCCAAGUACGACCUGAAUUGAGGCUUCUCCUUCACCGGAGUACUCCUGCCUCUACCUCAUGGGUAUGAAAUAGAAUUAGAAGACUUCAGAGGUUGUGGUUAUAUAUUUUCCAAAACACAGGUCAUUACAUGUCCUAUAGACUACGUCACAGCCUCACGUUUAAAGUGGCCAAGGACAACCCCUUUGGUUUGGUAAGGGCCUGGCCUGUAGGAUUUUGUCCAUACUGGGCUCGAGUCUUAAAGCACACAGCCCUGAACUCAAGACAGGAGAUCCGCGUCCCGAUGGCUUUGCCACACGUUCGUGGGAUGCCUGUACAUAUCCCUCAGUGUUUUAUUCAUUUCCUCACUGCGCACUUUCCUUUGCUGCUGGGGAGGAUCAGGGGAAGUGUUUGGUGGGCAACAACUUCAAGGCUUUGUAUGGACCUUGUCAAACUGCUCCCUUUCCCAUCAUCGAAAUGGUACCUAGUGCCAGACACUGCUAGAAAGGAGGGCCUGUUGGAAGGCUCUUUGCUCGUGGGUUUUUCCCCGUCAGGAUACUCAUGCCAUUAGCCUUCCUAUUCAGUCUUUUGGUUUUGCCCCGCACACUUCUGCUGCUAGUGAGAUGUAGCGUUUGGGUGCUGAGGGAUUCAGUAAAGCAUAGUUAAAUCAUCUACAUUCCCACAGACGUACAAGCCCACCCAGCCGUGCCCACUUCCUUCGGGUGGGUUGUGUGAGGGAGUUGUGGAACAGUGUCAGCCUACAGAGGCACAAUAAUGAUCAGGAGUCCUGAGUGACUGGGUCACUUUAUUUACAUGAAGAAAACUGGAGAUUGAAAAUUGAAUUAUGGAGUAAUAAGAAAAAGCUGUUGCUGGUGUCAUGCCCACUCUCAGUGCCCAGUCUCCAUCGUCUCUGCCCCGGUUCUCUCACAUCAGAAAAUCGUGAGCCCAGCACCUGGGGCCUGGAAGAGUUCGCCCAGAGUAAAUGGCUUUCAUGUGUUUUUAUUGUUUGCUUUUUCUUACGUUGUUUAAUUUUCAUGUACUUAAGAACUGAAUCAUAGUAUCUCAUGGCCCAAGGAUCUCUGAUGCCUGAUACAGGUUCCAUAGAGAUGAGGCUGAAUCAUUAUAAACCUCACCUGCUCUGACUGUGGGAGUGGCAAGGACUGGGGAGAUGGAGAUGUCCUCCCUCAGCGGAGCACAGGGUAUGGGAUUAAAGCAUGAGAAGGGA
This is a messenger RNA of Tupaia belangeri chinensis (Chinese tree shrew), 4073 nucleotides long. It is a transcript of the gene ZNF202, whose product is annotated as zinc finger protein 202. Lineage: Eukaryota; Metazoa; Chordata; Mammalia; Scandentia; Tupaiidae. The record is from RefSeq and is a predicted model, not a curated record. Bases 747 to 2690 code for a protein of 647 amino acids. Gene Ontology annotation, biological process: positive regulation of reciprocal meiotic recombination; regulation of DNA-templated transcription. The transcript has 9 exons. Gene Ontology annotation, molecular function: histone H3K36 methyltransferase activity; histone H3K4 methyltransferase activity; recombination hotspot binding. Gene Ontology annotation, cellular component: nucleus.